Synchiropus splendidus (mandarinfish) is the source of this 1158-nucleotide messenger RNA. RefSeq names its product adenosine receptor A1-like. The transcript is spliced from 2 exons. The record is from RefSeq and is a predicted model, not a curated record. Gene Ontology annotation, cellular component: membrane. Lineage: Eukaryota; Metazoa; Chordata; Actinopteri; Syngnathiformes; Callionymidae. The coding region runs from base 1 to 1158 and encodes 385 amino acids.
AUGGAGCUAUCCUGGCUAUUUACUUUGUGCCAGUGCGUCGUCUCAGCAGCAGUGACUGGCGUGAGUGUGAGGUUGUGUAUCACAGUCAGCGGGUCCAAAUCACAUCUCCAGGAUCGGACCAAACCACGGAGCGUGUCCCACUGCUUGCUUCUCUGCCUGGGAUGGGUGGGAGCUGUAGGGGGUGUACUUGACAUCCCCAUGACUGUGUUUCUUAACCUCAGAACCCAACAGUGUCUGUACACCUGCAUAACAUUGGUGUGCUGCCCCCUUCUGGUCAGGCAAUUCACCAUGUGCCUCCUCGUGAUGAUCACGCUGAACUCACACAUGCAACAUCGCCUAGCCGACAGAUACCAGACGGUGAUGAACCACCGCAGAGCGUUGUGUGCGGUCCUCCUGUGCUGGGUGGGUUCCAUCCUGUCCUCCUUCGCACAGUUCAUCAGCACAGAUGGUCUCACGACUUGGAUGAACAGGCAGAAUCCGGGCACCUCUGGACUUGAAGUGGAUGGCAACCUCACAACUCCAUCGCCCACAUAUGAGCGCAAAGUCAUCGGAAGAUUCCUGCCGUAUGGGGGGUUUCUGUCCAAGUUUUACAUGGAGGACAUGCACAACUUAACUUACCUUGAAAUCCACCGCAGCCAUAUGGGUGUGUGCGCACCAGACACACUGCUAAGCCCGGAAUUUUUAGUGUAUGUGCAGGGGACGAUGGUGUUCAUGCUCCCCUUGCUCUGCCUGGUGGCCGUUUACCUCGACCUUCUGUGCAGAAAGCCCAAUAAAGGACCUUUUAGUCAAGCAGACCUCUCUGAACACGACUCCAGGGUCCGUUCUGUGGCCCUCUCCCUCACCUUUUUAGUUCUGCUGUCAAUGCCACUGCAUAUUCUCCACACUCUGUUGCUGUAUAGCCCCAGCACCAGGCUUCCAAUCUGGGCUCACGCAAUGGCCACGUUCCUCUUCCAGCUGUACAGUCUGGUGCCACAACUGCUGUUUACUCCUCCGAGGAAGAAAGUGAGUGACAGACAGGCAUCAUUUCCUCUGUCGGUUCCUCACCUUCCAGCCAUGGGGAAAUGUGUCCCGAAAGCUGUGUGUGAGGCCAUGCAUGUCACUCCCUGGUUUUCUGAUAAACACUCGCUGAAAGCCAAGGUUUGCCAGCAUAAUGUCUGA